Angiostrongylus costaricensis is the source of this 423-nucleotide messenger RNA. The record is from the annotation of a GenBank genome assembly. Lineage: Eukaryota; Metazoa; Nematoda; Chromadorea; Rhabditida; Metastrongylidae.
GCCCGCAAUAAACUUGACCAGUUAAGUCGCGCUCAUGAGGACGAAGAGAAGAUUGUAUCGAAUCUCAACAGAAAAAUCGUAGCACUUGAGAAGCAGCUACAUGAAGUCAAUGAUCGAGUUCACGUUCAGCGUGACUUGGAGAACUGCCUACACUCGCUUCGAGAAAGUAACGCCGAAAAAGAGCAGCUUGUUCGAGCCAAGAAGAAACUGCAACAAGAGAACAACAGUUUUCAGUUGAAUGAUGCCAACAUUGAACUUGAAAGUGUUCGCAUGGUUGCGAGAGAAAUGGAAAAAAGACAAAAAAAGUUCGAGAUGCAGUUAGCCGAGGAGAGAGCAAAAGUGGAGAAGGUUGGUGCGAUAAUUCUUCACAGAGCAUUUUUGAAACGUCUCGUCCUAAUUCGAAUUUUCUCCUACCGUUUCUGA